AUGGAAGAUAAGGAGUUGGAUCCAUUAAAUCCUUUAAUGGUAGAAUUUUACGAACUUUGUGAAAAAAGUGAUAUCAAAGAAAAACAGAUAACAUAUUGGAGAGCAGCACACUGGUUGAAGAAUGACUUAGCGGACAUAAGAAAAAUUACUGAUGCAAGUAUUGGUAAAAUUGCGAAAAACUGUUGUGUGACAAGGAAUUUCGCAAUUAAAGCUCACUCUCUUUACCUAAAUGCCUUAGAUAACAUCGGAGAGAAAUCUGCAUCCAAGAAGUCAAGCGAAGAGCCAGAAGCUGGUAAAAAAGAAACGCCAGACAACUCUGAAGAGAGCGUCAUGAAUGACUCUACCAAUACUACCAAAAAUGAAAGGAGUAGCAGACGAAAAAGAUCUGUAGUGAAACGUUUCGACGACGAAUGCUUUGACGAAACUUCCGCGAGAAAAGCUAAAUACCCAAAAGUGAGUCCUUCCAAUGACGCUGUUUCUGAAACAGCUAGUAGUGCCGACGAAACGGAAUCAGUUCCUGAGGAUUCUAUAUCGACGACUGAAAAAGAGGCUCCUCCUGUAAAAGCGGAAAAUGCUGAAGAUGAAGCAGAAGCUGAGGGGGAAUGUAUUGUGGACGGAAAGAAUGUUUGGCCCAUCAUUGUUGAUCUUACAAAGAAUUCCAAAGCUUAUACUGGUGAUCGGUUAGCAGAACUACGGGAAUGUCUUGCCAUAGCUAUUCAGAAAAGCCCGGUAGACAUCAAUAUAAGCAGUUUCCUUAAGUCACAUACUAAUCUUCCUCCUGCGACUUUUAAAAAGUUUUUGAGAACUUUGCGUACGAUGGUUAAAAAGUCUGAGACUCCGCCAUUAAAUACAGAUGAUGUAGAUGUUUCUGUAAAUGAACCAAAAGAAACCGAAGUAAAAGCUCCUCCAGUAGCUGAAAAAAGUAUCUCUCGUAGAGAAUCAGGUACCCCGGCUUCAUCUCGUAAAGAUGAAACGGAAUCCAUUUCCUCUCGUAAAGAAGAAUCAUCUUCCUCAUCAAAAAAUACAUCCAAGUCAUCCAAAUCUCCGGCUAGUAGUAGACGUGGAUCAGAUCUCAAAGAGAUUUUUCUCGAAAUUACACCAACUAGGCCCUGUCCAUAUGUUGCUGCCAACACUACUUUACCGUCCUAUGUCUUAGACGAUUUGGAUAAAGGCCAAACUAACUUCUCGGUACCUCUGUACCCACGACCUGGAGGAAAAACUAGAAUGGAAGUGUCUAAACAUAUUGAUGCUUGUCUGAAAAUCUUGGAACGUUUUGACAGUCCUCUAGUAGAAGCGGGAAAAGAAGUUAUUCAAGAAGCUAUCGAUAUGGUAUUCAUGGAUAAACGAUCAGUAGAGUACACUGCUUGUUCUACAGGCCUUGAUGUUUUCCACCUAGCUGGACUGUGCACCAUGGUUAAUGCCAAGCUAACAAGUUCUCCAUUGGGCGAUGUUGAUGACACUGGGUUGGAGAGAAUAUUUUUCUUAAAUGGAGAGCUCGAGUUAUUCCGGCAAUCUUUAGUGCAGUCGUUGCUUGAGAAAUGUGCAGAGGAGGACCAGAAAGAUUCGAAUAUGAUUCUAGCUUGUGUAGAUGUUCUGAUUGACAAUAUGACUCCGACUAAGGCCAGUUACUCAAGACAACAUAAACUAGCGGAUAUUGAGAACGUCAUAAAGAAAAUUGGAAAGGCUUGGAAUCCCAAUAGUGUUAUCAAUAAUAAUUCUUUGACUGAAGAAAAUCAAAAAAUAGUUAAUCGUUGGCAAAGCCACUACCAGAAGAGAUAUAGAAAGUAA
Molecule: messenger RNA, 1788 nt
Organism: Auanema sp. JU1783
Lineage: Eukaryota; Metazoa; Nematoda; Chromadorea; Rhabditida; Rhabditidae
Source: the annotation of a GenBank genome assembly